AUGUGCGGAAGAUACGCUUUAGCCCUACGGCCGUCGCAAAUCCGGCGGAUGCUGGAGGACGAUGACAUGCCAGUGGACGACGCGCCGGAGGACGAGGGUCAAGCAUCUCCUCGUCAGACGUACAACUUCGCACCGGGCUACCACGGCGUUGUCUAUCGCGCCGAUGUCCCAGACCGCGGUGCGGGCCAUGGCCGUCAUCCAGGGAGCAGCCAACAGGAUGGUGCCGCCUCAAGCCAAUCUCAUAGCAACGACAGCGGCGACAGCUCGGUCAAGUACAAGAUGCAGUCGAUGCAGUGGGGGUUGAUUCCCUUUUGGACCAAGCGCGAUCCCGGCUACGCCACGCUCUCCAAGACGAUCAACUGCCGCGACGACUCGCUGAGCACGCCUGGCGGCAUGUGGUCGACCAUGAAGGCGGGGAAACGGUGUAUCGUCGUCGCUCAGGGGUUUUAUGAGUGGUUGAAGAAUGGAAAGGAGAAGACGCCUCAUUUUGUCAAGAGGAAGGAUGGGCAGCUCAUGUGUUUUGCUGGGCUGUGGGAUUGUGCACAGUAUGAAGACGCCCAAGAUAAGCGUUAUACCUACACCAUCAUAACGACAGACUCCAACAAGCAGCUCAAGUUCCUCCACGACAGGAUGCCAGUCAUCCUCGAUCCGGGCUCCAAAGAGCUCAAGACGUGGCUGGAUCCGAGGCGGCACGAGUGGUCCAAGGAGCUGCAGGACCUCUUGAAGCCAUUCGACGGCGAACUCGAAUGCUACGCCGUUAGCAAGGAGGUCGGCAAGGUCGGCAACAAUUCGCCUUCCUUCAUCAUCCCCGUCGCGAGUAAGGAGAACAAGGCCAAUAUUGCAAACUUUUUCGCCAAUGCUUCCGCCAAACAAAAGUCCAAGGAGGCCACGAAGCUUGAGCCCACCAUCGAGACGAAAGAGGAGCCCAAGGAGGCACAAGUCGGACAGGAUCAGCCGGUGCCGGAAGUCAUCGCCAAGGCGGCUGAAGACGAAGAAAGUAAAGAGGUAGCCGGGGUCAAGCGGGAGGCACCUGACGCUGGUGAAGAUGCAGAAGAGGAGCCGCCCAGGAAGACGUCGAGGGUUUCGCCUGUGAAGGGAAGACAGAGCAGGAUCAACCCAACAAGUAAUGGGAGUAGGAGUCCGGUGAAGUCGAAGCAGGGCGGUACCCAAAAGAUUACAAAGUUCUUUGCCAACAGCUCUUGA
Molecule: messenger RNA, 1203 nt
Organism: Colletotrichum fioriniae
Lineage: Eukaryota; Fungi; Ascomycota; Sordariomycetes; Glomerellales; Glomerellaceae
Biological process (GO): DNA damage response
Molecular function (GO): single-stranded DNA binding
Source: RefSeq, a predicted model, not a curated record